AGGGGCGGAUCCAGGGGUGAUUUUGAGGGGCUGAAGCCCCCCCCUUUUGAAAAAACUACCAUGUGUUGUAGUCUGACUCUACAACAAUUUUGCCACCAAUUAUGCAUCUGUAGACUCACUUGAAAUCACUUGAGAGAUGCUAGACAACAGCUACUAGGAGUAUAAAGGAUCUAGGGUAGCUAGCUGGACGUACCUAGCUAGCUAGCUAGCUGUACGUACGUACGUACAUCUGAUCAGUACAGUAUCACCAUAGUAUUAAAAGUAAGUGCAGAGGUCAACGUAUUAAUAUGAAAGUUCAAAGGUCAAAUCUUACAAAAAAUUCGCCUCCGGCGAGGCUGCCUCAUACGGGGCUUCGCCCCUUUCUAGCUAGCCCCCCCCUUUUGUUUUUCCUGGAUCUGCCCCUGAUGAAGUUGUAAUUUUCACUCUGCCGCCCAAUACAACACAUUUAACUCAGCCCCUUGAUAAGGGAUGUUUUUCUCCAUUGAAGUCAGCUUGGCGAGAAGCAUGCCAUCAGUUUAUUAGUCAAAAUCCAGGCAAAAGUGUCACUCGCUAUACUUUCUCAAGGGUUUUUGCUAAUGCUUGGAUGGAAUCGAUGACUAUGCGAAAUGUCCAAUCUGGAUUCGCCACUACUGGGAUCUAUCCAUUUAGGCGAGAUGCUAUUUUAGCCAAGAUACAGGAUAUGGAAGACAAUGAAGGCCCUCGUCUACAGUUCCUGCCAAUGUUUAGCCCAUUGCCCAAAAGAGCUCCAAAAUCAAGUAUUCAAUUUACAGCCAAAGAGAAGACAACGUUCCAGCGCCGAUUUGAGAAUGGUUACGAUAUAAUCACAGACCAUAGGUACAAUGAAUGGCUUCUCUCAAAUCAUCCCACUGAUCAAGUGAACUCUCAGUCUACACACGCAAGCUCUCCGCUGACAACAUCUCAAGAGGCUGGGAACAUCACUUCCCCUCAAGAGACUGGAAACACUGGUACUGUUCAACUGGACAAGGUGUAUAUGCCUCCAAGUCAGUCGCAAGAUAGUGCACUAAGCAAGUUCUUGACGUCAAGGAGCCUCCACCUACCCAGCCUCUUCCCAGAGGCAUCAGUCCUGGGUGUGUUGUCACACGUUCAGAUAAGAUUCAAGAAUUGCUUGCAAAAAAAAGGGUAAAGAGGAAAAGUUGAGAAAAAUUCGAGCAAAAGAUGAGCGGGAGAGAAAGAAGAAAGAAAGGGCUGAAAUGAAGAAGCGCAAAGGCCCUGCACAGAAGAAGAAAACAGCUGCAGGUGCACUAUUAGUCUGAGCCUUCUGGCAAUGAGGAGUUGAAUUGGGAUGAACUUGCAGGCGACUGGAAUCAGGGAGGAUCGUACGGGUAUUCUUCUUCAGAAUCCGAAACAAGUUUAGCCAACAAUACAAGAACUCAGUUGGAUAAGGAGGACCUUACCGGAUCUGAGAAGAAGGCUACAGGAGAGGAUCAGCAAGCUGAUGCUGCCACGAAACUUCCCACAACUAGGAGCAAGGGUGCACGAAGUGGUGUACAUACUUCAAGUGGUACUAAAGAGGGUCAGCAAGCUGAUGCUGCCACGAAACUUCCCACAACUAGGAGCAAGGGUGCACGAAGUGGUGUACAUACUUCAAGUGCUACUAAAGAGGGUCCGCAAGCUGAUGCUGCCACGAAACUUCCCACAACUAGGAGCAAGGGUGCACGAAGUGGUGUACAUACUUCAAGUGGUACUAAAGAGGGUCAGCAAGCUGAUGCUGCCACGAAACUUCCCACAACUAGGAGCAAGGGUGCACGAAGUGGUGUACAUACUUCAAGUGCUACUAAAGAGGGUCCGCAAGCUGAUGCUGCCACGAAACUUCCCACAACUAGGAGCAAGGGUGCACGAAGUGGUGUACAUACUUCAAGUGCUACUAAAGAGGGUCAGCAAGCUGGUGUUGCCACGAAACUUCCCACAACUAGGAGCAAGGGUGCACGAAGUGGUGUACAUACUUCAAGUGCUACUAAAGAGGGUCCGCAAGCUGAUGCUGCCACGAAACUUCCCACAACUAGGAGCAAGGGUGCACGAAGUGGUGUACAUACUUCAAGUGAUACUAAAGAGGGUCAGCAAGCUGGUGUUGCCACGAAACUUCCCACAACUAGGAGCAAGGGUGCACGAAGUGGUGUACAUACUUCAAGUGCUACUAAAGGUAAUGAUUCUAAAGAGCAAAGUAUGUAACUAUUACAUUCCACCAUGCAGCUUCUCCUUGCGAGCAAGCCAAGUGUUUCCAUUUGAAUGCCCAAAAUCCAAAUGUACCAUUGUAUUUGUGUGAAGGUAUCAUCAAAAUCAGCUGCAUCAAUAUCAUUUUUAUGUGUAAACUGCAAACUUUAAAACGUAUUUUUAUAAUGAUAAAACUGUUGUCAUGAAUUGUUCAUUUGCUGAAUUGUUGACUUGCU
Molecule: messenger RNA, 2408 nt
Organism: Halichondria panicea
Lineage: Eukaryota; Metazoa; Porifera; Demospongiae; Suberitida; Halichondriidae
Product: mucin-22-like
Exons: 12
Coding region: 1457-2284 (275 amino acids)
Source: RefSeq, a predicted model, not a curated record